CUGAUUAGCAAUGGAGAACGUCUUUCUAGUUUCAGUUGCUAUAAUCUUGGGCUUUGCAUUAACAUGUUCAGGAACUGUGUAUACCGUGGGCGAUAGGUCUGGCUGGGAUAUUAGUACAGAUGUUGAUACAUGGUCGAAGGACAAGAUUUUUCAAGUUGGAGAUGUUCUAUUGUUUCAAUAUUCAUCUUACCACAGUGUAAGCGAGGUAACACAGCCAAAUUACGAGGGGUGCAACACGACCAAUGUACUACAAACGAGUAGUAAUGGGAACACAUCAAUUCCUUUGAAGAAUCCUGGUGACAGAUACUUUGUCUGUGGAAACAGGUUACACUGUCUAGGAGGAAUGAAACUUCAUGUACAUGUACAAGAUGAUCGAGCCCCAUCACCAGCAUCUGCACCUGAAGCAGAGGCAGGGGGGUCCCUGCCCCCUGGUUCUACUAAGAACAAUAACCCUCCUAGUUCAGCCAUUUUCAACCGAGUUGGGAAGGUUGAUUUCCUUUUUCAUGGCAUUUUGGGGCUUGUAUUGUGUAUUAUUUGUUGUGGUGUCGUGUGAAUUUUAAACAAUUUCGCCUCUUGAUGGGAAUUA
Molecule: messenger RNA, 586 nt
Organism: Coffea eugenioides
Lineage: Eukaryota; Viridiplantae; Streptophyta; Magnoliopsida; Gentianales; Rubiaceae
Product: stellacyanin-like
Exons: 2
Coding region: 11-553 (180 amino acids)
Cellular component (GO): plasma membrane
Molecular function (GO): electron transfer activity
Source: RefSeq, a predicted model, not a curated record